CGGUCACAGACGAACAGUUUUCUCAAAUCAAUGAAUCACCACUCUUCUAAACUCACGAUUCACGAAUCACGAAUCGAAAUCUCGCUCUCUGCCUCUCUCGAGUCUCGACUCUCGACCGUCUCUCGGCCUCUCGCUCGCCUCUCGCAUCUUGUGACUUGAGAGCCCCUCACUCUCGUUCUCGUCUGCAAUGCUCUGAUUAGGCUAUUCCAAAGGACGAAAACCAGAUUGGAGGAUGUCAAAUUUGCAAGUUCAGGAUUUUGGGUUCUAAAGGAAUCUCAAACUUUGGUGUAUUGGCUAUUCAAAUAAGGUGAUGUAUGUCUGGAAAGACCAGUAAUUUAUAAACACAAUGGAUCUCAAACCUUUUAGACUUGACAUUGAUGAGCUUAUCAAUGAGUUCGCGGAGGGUGAAAUGACUAUGUUGGCUGAUAUGAAGAGGAUAUGGCUUUCUAAAAAGUUCUCCUGCAUAUUUGAGGCUAAGCCUACCACAAAAUUGGGAUUUUUUAUGCAAUCUCUGUAUACCCAUUGCUUAGGUUACAUGACGUCUACUGCUUCUAUAUCACACAGGCUGGGUGGUCUUUAUUGUCUCUACUGCCUACAUGAAACGCAACCAUUUAAGCCUCCGUUCAAAAUCUACUUAUGCACACGGGAAAUUAAGAGGCUCAAGGAACUGGUUAUUGAUGCAAAGAAAGAGAAGAUAGGAAUUGUGCAUACUUUAGUCAAUAGCAUGCUAGAAAGGAACUUGUUUCUUUAUGGGGCUAUCGACUUGAAGGAAGGAUCCGUGGAAGAGAGGGUGAAUGAACUAACAGAUAUACAGAAUGCCCGUGUUCAACAUGCGAAUAAAAAGUUAUUUGCGGACACACAGAUUGAACGUUACAUUCACAUGGACAUGGGCAAAGAACUUGACCUUGAUUCACUCAAGGAAAUGUCAAGAGAUUAUUGCAUGGCCAAAGAGAUAGCCUUCAAAGAAGCUGAAAAUGUGAUAGAUACACAAGAUAUCAAGCACAUUGCAGAGAAUCAGACGUUGAUUGGAGAUGUAGUCGGGAAAACAACCGAAGAUUGGAAUGUUCAGAAAGAAACAUUCUAUCAGAAAACGAGACUUAACCAACGGCCGUCUGAAAACUCGAGCUUUGAGCAACAAAACAACAAUGGGAACAUUGAUGCAAUUGAGUUCAAUGUGGAAGAUGAUGCAUAUGCAGAAAAAGAUGACAAUUUCUGUGAUGAGCUAGAGCAACAACUACUAUCUUUGACAGAGUCCUGAGUUGCACAUUUUGCAUAAAUGGUUGUACAAAGCAUCUCCUUUCAUCAUGAAAAUAGGUCAAAUUGUUAUGAUAUAGUUUGUAACUGUGGUAAGUAGGGUUCUACAUGGAC
Messenger RNA from Cynara cardunculus var. scolymus (artichoke), 1368 nucleotides. RefSeq lists its product as uncharacterized. Gene Ontology annotation, biological process: snRNA transcription by RNA polymerase III; snRNA transcription by RNA polymerase II. Gene Ontology annotation, cellular component: snRNA-activating protein complex. The record is from RefSeq and is a predicted model, not a curated record. The coding region runs from base 347 to 1258 and encodes 303 amino acids. NCBI's taxonomy places the organism in Eukaryota, Viridiplantae, Streptophyta, Magnoliopsida, Asterales, Asteraceae. Gene Ontology annotation, molecular function: sequence-specific DNA binding. The transcript is spliced from 10 exons.